AUGUCUAGCAGAAGAUCUAGUUCGAGACAAUCUGGUGUUUCCACUGAGAUCUCUGAUGCUCAAAUUAAUGAUCUCAUCACCAAGUUGCAACAACUUAUCCCUGAACUUGCAAGGCGUUCCAACAAGGUUUCAGCUGCUAAAGUGUUGCAAGAGACUUGCAAUUACAUCAAAAACUUGCAUAGAGAGGUUCAUGAUUUAAGUGACCGAUUAUCACAACUUUUGGACACUAUAGAUCCUAACACUCCUCAAGCAGCUAUCAUUAGGAGCUUAAUUAUGUGA
Molecule: messenger RNA, 279 nt
Organism: Lathyrus sativus (Indian pea)
Lineage: Eukaryota; Viridiplantae; Streptophyta; Magnoliopsida; Fabales; Fabaceae
Source: the annotation of a GenBank genome assembly